CGAGCCCGACCACAUCUGCCGCGCCACGGGUCGCAAGGCCCGCACGGCGCUUUGAUUCGCCCGGCUCACCCCACGGCAGGAUGCGAACCGACCCAAGCACCAACAGGCAACAGCUUCCCCGAACGGACUAGAUUCGAACCCUCCCUGCCUUUUCUGUGAAGCCGUCACGUCGCCUUCGGUUCCACCGGCCCAAACGAAACCCUACGUAACGAAGCGAGCACCGAGCGGUAGCAUGGGGAGCGGCAGCGCGGCCGCCGACCUGGUCCCGAAGGCGGCGUGCGAGGCGUGCGGCGCGGCGUCGGAUCUCUACGUCACGGAGUGCCGGCACGCCACCCUCUGCCACUCCUGCGGCGCCGCCAUGGCGCGCGCCCGCGGGCGCUGCGCAGUCUGCGCCGCGCCCGUCACCACCCUCAUCAGGGAGUACACUGUUCGCGUGGAUACCACCGGGGAGAAGGCCCUCUCAGUCGGCAGGUUCACCACCGGUUUGCCUCCCUUCUCGAAGAAGAGGAGCGCGGGGAGCAGGUGGUCUCUUCGUAAAGAUGGCCUGCAAGUGCAAAGACGGCAGCUUACCGGGAGUAUGCGGGAGAAAUACUGCAACAGGAAGCCAUGGAUUUUGGAGGAUGAGACAGGUGAAUAUCAGUAUCAAGGCCAAGCCGUUGGCUCACCGUCUGCGACGGCUACACACUAUUUGUUGAUGUUGCACGGCAAGGAGUUCCAUGCUGUUCCAAUUGGUUCCUGGCAUAACUUCAGUAAAAUUGCGCAGUACAAACAGCUGACCUUGGAAGAAGCUGAAGAGAAGAUGAAUAGAAGGAGAAGUGGUGCAUCUGGUUAUGAACGGUGGAUGAUGAAGGCAGCUGCAAAUGGGGCUGCUGCCUUUAGUUCAGAUGUGAAGAAGCUAGACGAUGUAAAGAGAGGGGCGGCUGGUGGGGUCCACCCCAAUAAAGGAGAUAGGAAUGAUGAUGGGAAUCAAUCAGACAAAGGUGAAGAGGACGAAGAAGAGGGAGCUGCAAGGAAAAACAGGCAUGGGCUUACUACAAAGGGCAUGGAGGAUGACAAGGAAGGCGGAAAGGACAGAGACUAUGAUCUGGAUGAUGAAAUUGAGAAAGGUGACGAUUGGGAGCACGAAGAGACCUUCACUGAUGAUGACGAGGCUCUGGACAUUGACACAGAGGAAAGAGCUGUAUUAGCUGAUCCUGAGGCUGCUCCACCAGAUAUUAAGCAGUACACACAGGAUGACAACGAGAAUGAACUAGGCGGCAGCGGCAACCUGAGCAAGUCCGGUCAGGAACUAAAAAAGCUGCUCCGGCGAGCUGCUGGGCAAGAUGAGUCUGACAAUGACGACAAAGACACAGAUGAAGAUGAGCCACCAUCGCCAGUACUUGCUCCAAAACAAAUGGUUCAACCCAAAAGUGAACCAGGGGAUAACAACCCUGCUAAACCAACACUGCCAGUGCAUGCUCAGAGCACUACACCUGCAUAUCAAUCCACUCAAAAGAGGAGACCAGGGGGUGAUGAUGCAAAUAUUUCUAAUGGUGCAGCCUCCAAAAAGAUAAAGAUGGAACCUGAAACCAAAACAUCGGUUGUUAAGGAUGAAACCCUGCCUUCUUUGGAACCAUCUUCAGAAGCAUCUCUUUCAGCAAGCACCACAAACUCAUCACCCAUUACAGAGGAGGAAGUCAGGACAGUACUUCAUGCAGUUGCACCUGUCACAUCCCAAGAUCUGGUGUCUAGGUUUAAGUCUAGAAUAAAAACUCAAGAGGACAAGAAAGAAUUUACUGCCAUUCUGAGGAAAAUUUCUCACAUGCUUAAGACCAACGGCCGUAACUAUAUCCUCCUUCGGAAGGAAUACAAGUGAACAUACAAAUUUAACCACCUGUAUAUGCUGUUAUAGUGUUACGCCCCUCUAGAAUAGCAUGUCAUCUUUAUAUCUGAAAAUCAUAUAGUUCUUUUUAGAAAUGCAGAAUACAACAGUGUAACAGAUAUUUCUUGAUGCAGAUUAUUUAUGGCUCAGUGCAACAAAAUAGAUUUUUCUCUCGUACUGACUGACUUUAUUAGCAACU
This is a messenger RNA of Phragmites australis (common reed), 2060 nucleotides long. Its product is annotated as transcription initiation factor IIF subunit alpha-like. Gene Ontology annotation, cellular component: nucleus; transcription factor TFIIF complex. The record is from RefSeq and is a predicted model, not a curated record. Gene Ontology annotation, biological process: positive regulation of transcription elongation by RNA polymerase II; transcription initiation at RNA polymerase II promoter. Bases 233 to 1855 code for a protein of 540 amino acids. Gene Ontology annotation, molecular function: RNA polymerase II general transcription initiation factor activity; DNA binding; TFIIF-class transcription factor complex binding. The transcript has 9 exons. NCBI's taxonomy places the organism in Eukaryota, Viridiplantae, Streptophyta, Magnoliopsida, Poales, Poaceae.